UCGAAUUCAAUUCAUUCACUAGAAACAUAUUUUUUGAUACGACUGAAAGAUUAUGAAUGUGUUUAACGAUAUCGUGAAAAUUGUGAAUCAAAUUCGUGGCAAAGAGAAUAUCUUCGGAUACAAAUCGACGAUCGCGAAUCAAUUUUAUUUAGUGUACUGCUUCAUGGGAGAAAUCUACUUCAGCACCAAGUUUCAUCGGCACACCAAAUUUUUUAUGUUUUCGUGGCAGAUCUCUGGGCUUUUAGUUGCUAUUUUUCAACAAGUAUCUUACAUAUUUUACGGUGAUAAGAAAGAUUUCGCAGCUCUGUUAUACACAACAUUUAUAACUCUGACUGUUUUCGCAACACACAUUAUAAUACCAUACUUCUCAGUAAUUCGUUAUCGCAGCGAUUUACAAAACGCGAUCCAAAUAGCAGAUCGCAUAAUAAUGAGAAAAAAAUCACCAAUCCAUAAACCAAAAGAUGAAUUAAAUGUUGGAAAAUUGCUCAAAUAUACCUCCGCAUUCCAUAUCUUUACUGGAUUGAUAUUUUGUUUGAUUUGUAAUUUGAAUAUAGUACUUUUUUACGAAGAAGAAAAAGUUCAAAAUCAUGUUUACUACCUCGUCUAUGUGCCAAGACUUGACCUAUACGGAUCUUUGCCAUUUUUUCUAAUCUUCAACACCGUAGUAGGUUUUGCUGCUUUUGCUGUGUACGCAGGCUGGCUCAUGAUGAUAUUUAUAUUGGUGUUCUGCACUGUUAUAUUUUACAAUGAAAUGCUUCGAAUCACCGAAAACUUAAAUUUUCUAAGCUCCGAGUCCAUGACUAUUGAAUCUUACAAGCUUAUUCAACCAAAAUUCAAAGACACUAUAAUUAAAUGUACAAGAGACUUUCAGAACGCAAUCAAAAUGAUCGAAUGUUUUCGAGGAUUUUAUGAAACGUUAUCUGCCCUUAUAUUACCAACUGCACUUAACAUUGAGAUAACAAGCGCUUUUCUUUUCGUGUCGGUAAGUGUACUGCAGUACGUACAUAGAUAUACUUGAAAUAUACCUACCCGGAAGGCACAUACCUUUUUUUUUUUUUUUUUUAAAUUGUUUAUUUGGGAAUAGAAUUGACAUCUUAGAAUAAUUUCUACCUUACAUAGACAUUACCUUCCAUCUACUGCUACUCAUUUAAUGAUUUUUGUUUUUAAAAUAUCGUUUUACAUAGCCUGACAUCUCAAACACAGUACGACUUCGAGAACUAUCUGUUCUUCUCACAACAAUGCAAGUACAGGGUGUUCCAGAAUAACCUUUCACAUUUUGGUAACCACUGAUCUGUGUUCAAGUGGAGCUAGGGGAAUGGUAAAGGCGGUUCUAGGUAGCCAAAGCAUGCCGAAUUAUGUUUCAAUAGUUAUUUUUUGCCCUGGAGAAGUAGAUGGCUGUACAGUGUGCUUUUACUGUGAAGGCCUUUUUUAAAAAUAAAGGUUCCUGUAACUCUUUACUCCUUACUCAUCAGUAACGAAGCUCAUUUUUAUCUAAAUGGUGAAGUGAAUAAUUGGAAUGUGCGCUUCUAGUGUACAAAGAAUCAGUUGAUAAUACUUGAGAAACAUCUAAACCUCCGCCAAGUUGACUGUUUGGUUGGGCGUGGCUAAAUUCGGUAUAGUGGGACCAUGUGUGUUUAACGAAACAGUAACGGUGAGGGGUAAGGCAAAAUGUUAAACGAGUUUCUUGUUCCAAACUAAAAGACAGACGCGAUGUAAUAGAGUUACUUACUUCCUUCCAACAUGUUGGAACUACCAGGGAUGUACACAUAUGUUUAGCGCGUGAGCACUUCGGUCAUCAAAUAAUUUUGUUAUGGUCGACGUGUUGAACCAGAAAUUUAAUGGCCACCUUGAUCCCCUGACUUUUCAGCCUGCGAUUUUUUUUUAUGGAGUUAUUCCAAGUCAAAAGUGUAUCGAGAUAAAUCUAGGACUCUGAAACAGCUUCUAGGUUCAUGAGUCGCAACUGAUUGGAAGAGAAGUGUUCAAUAAUUUGAAAAAAUGUUUGGUUGAAUGUGUCAAAAAUGAAGGAAAAUAUCUCGAUGGAAAAAUUUUUAAAACUUCAUUUUUAAUGAAAACUCAAAUAUACGGUCUAAAAACGGCAUAUUUCUACUUCAUUUUGGUUGUAAAAGAAUUUUUGUAAACAUUUUUCUCUCAGAGUAAUAAAAAAAACAAAUGUGAAAGGUUAUUCUGGAACACCCUGUACUAUACAUAUUAUGUUGGACGGGAGAAAUGCUAAAUGAAUCGGCAAAUGCGGUAUCUUUUGCAGUCUAUUCCACACCUUGGUAUUGGUCCACGUCACUUCGUAAAGAUGUUUAUAUAUUUCUGUGUCAAACUCAAACACCAGUCUCUGGAAAAGCACUUGGAGUUUAUCCUCUUUGCUUGGCAACUUUUUUACGACUCAUGAAUGUUGUACAAUCGUCCGUCAAUGUUUUACGAACAAUUGCUUCAAAAUAAUAAACUGAAAAUGAACGCUCAAAUGGAUUAUUUUUUUGUCAACACAGUCAACUAACAUGUAACUUUUUAUAAGCCGGAGCAAAGCGACCAGGGGAGCAUGGGGGUUCUACUCCUCUGGGCAUUUCUAAAAUUUUUAAAUCAUGUCUAAAAUUGUAAAAAAAACCACUAUUCUAUUUUUUAAACGUAAUUUCUCAAAAAAAAUUUAGCCCUCGUUCUGCUUGAGCAUUAUUUUAGACUUCUCUUGACGUUUCUUAUUCAAAUUUUUCGCUUUUCUGAUGUCUUCAAACAUCUUAAGAAUUCUUUCAAGCAAGCGGAUGUCGAAAAUAUAAUUUUAUUAUUACAGUGGCGUCGCGAUAAGUGAAAAUUCAAGGGAAGAAAAUUUUUGUUUCACUUAUCGAGUUUUUCACAUACAAAGGUUUCAGUUAGGGAGUUUUUUUUUUGGUUAAUUUUCACUUAUCGAAGUUCGGAUAAAAAAAACGAAAAACAUGAAUUGAACAAUAAAAUUUUCCGAUUUUCAGUGAUCAAUUUUGAAUUUAGUUUGAUCAGUCAGUCUUUAAACAGCUCACAGGUCAUCCUUACCUUCUUGUUUGACACAUAAUCCAUUGGAAACGAUUUAACUUUAGCAAAACAUUGAGGCUCUUUUUUUUCUUAUAGAGGCUGAACGAGUCAGUACCUUUCAGUUAAAGAGGUAUUUUCACUUAUAGAGGUAAAACGCAGACAACAUUUCACUUGUAGAGGUAAACUCGAUAAUUUUGGGAUAAAUCCUAGUUUCAGUUAACGAGGUAGCGCUUUUUCACUUAUUGAGGUUGAUUUACACAUAAAAUUGGUCCAAGGUGAAGGGAAGGAGGUUUUUAUUUCACUUAUUGAGUUUUUUCACAUAUCGAGGUUUCACUUAUCGCGACGCCACUGUAUUACCAAUAUUUCAAGAAAGCGCAUUUUCCUAAAUUUAAAUAUUUGAUGACUUUUGAUGAAAUUGACGUAUCAUUUAAAAUUUCAAAACCAGAUAACUGCGCAUUAAAAAAUGCAUCGAAAUGAAGCUAUCGUAGGAAGGUAAGUACAUAUUACCCACAAAGUACCAUGUAGUAGGUAUCGAAAAAACCACACCUCAAAAAUAAAUAUUCAUUCAGUUCAAUUUACUCGGAGUCGGAACAUAUUUUUUCGAUACGACUGAAAAUUAUGAAUGUGUUCAACGAUAUCGUGAAAAUUGCGAAUCAAAUUCGUGGCAUAGAGAAUAUCUUCGGAUACGAAUCGACGAUCGCGAAUCAAUUCUAUUUAGUGUACUGCUUCUUGGGAGAAAUCUACUUCAGCACCAAGUUUCACCGGCAUACUAAAAUAAUUUGGUUUUUGUGGCAGAUUCUUGGACUUUCAGGAGGUAUUGUUCAACUGGUAUCUUAUUUACUGGACUAUAAGAACGAUGUACUGGCACUUAUAUACACUAUAUUAGUGUCUACGAUGGCCUUCCUAAUGUGUUUCCUGAUACCAUACAUAUCAGUGAUUUGCUACCGCGGAAAUUUACGCGAUGCGAUUCAAACAGCUGAUUGCAUAGUUAUGAACAGAAAAUCAGCUAACCGUGAACCAAGCGACGAAUUAAAUUUGGGGAAAUGGAUCAAGUACACUUUUUUAUCCACUUUUUUAACCCUUUCAGCAUAUUGUUUCAUUUGUGAUUUCAGUGUGAUAUUUUUUUACGAAGAGGAAAAAGUUAAAAACUAUGUGUACUACCUCAUUACAGCGCCGAAACUUGAACAAUACGGAUCGCUGCCAUUUUUUUUCAUCUUUAGUAAUGCAACACGUUUAAUAUCUACUUUUUUAUUCAUAAGCUGGCUAAUGAUGCUGUAUAUGUUGGUAUUUUGCACUGUUGUAUUCUACAAUGAAGUCCAACAAAUCAUCGACGAUCUCAACUUGCUCAGCUCCAAUAAUAUGACUACUGAGUCUCACAAACACAUGCACAAUCAAUUCAAGAACACCAUAAUUAAGUGUACCAGAGAAUAUCAAACCGCUAUCAAGUAGGUGCUUAUUGCAAUGUCUUUUAUGUUUAUGUUUUGCACUGUUGCUUUCCAAAAUGAAAUACAAGUCUACAACAAUUCAUUAACCAUUUCUCGGUAACAGUACUACUUUUCUCGGUAAUGGUAUGCCUACCGAGGCCCUGGUCGACCUAUGUGGUCUUAAAUUGUAACGCGGAGAGUCGUCCGUUAUGUCCGCGCUUUUUCUGCGAACUAUCGCGAACCUAACUCCUCAAAUGGUUCCCUAGUUACGCCCAGAAUACGUACCCCGAGCGGACCGGAAUGAAAACCCCGAUCUAUUGCCCUAAAAGACUAUGCCCGGAAUGAAAACCCCGUGCACGCCACGUGAUGAUAACCACGAGCUAUUCUGCACGCCACGUGAUGAAAACCACGAGCUGAGCAGUCCCUUAAUAGGCAAGAGAGAGAGAGAAUGCGAGUCAAGAAAGCAACACAAACACCAGGUUAACAAGAGAGAUGUUAUUUGGUUGUAGGUAUUUACAAGACUAGUUUCUAAGCUGAAUACAGCUUAUAUUUAUAUAAAAACCCUUAAUUCUAUUAACCAAUAGAAAAGAAGCUAGCCUGUAACCUUUUUUCGAUAACGUUGUUUUGUAAUGUAGAUUGUUCAACCAAUCACAUUACAGAAAACUGUAUAAGAAAAAAGGUUCAUUUUAGGUAUAUUGGCUAGUAUUCUUCACUACAGUACUACUUCGUGAUACAUAUACAAAAAAAGCGAUUUUUAAAUAUAUACGUAUCACUAUAGUAUGUAGAGGGUGGAUGUGAAUGCAUCGUACUCGCGAGAACCGCUUUUAGCUACCUGGAAUGCCGUUAGGUAGAGUCAAACGUAAUACAAAGUCAUCUCGCGUUGUCCGAUGCGACCACAGAUACCCCUACACAUUUAAAUUUGUGAGAUCUGAAUUGAAAAUUCAAAAACAUCAUACCAAAAUUUAGACUUUUAGAAAGCUAUCAAGUAAUUUAUCGACUACACUAAACUGACGAAAAUUCUUCACGUUUUCAGAAUGAUCGAAUGUUUUCGAGGAUUUUAUGAAACAUUGGCAGCUUUUCUGUUACCAACUCUACUUUACUUCGAGAUCACUCAUGCCUUUCUCUUCGUAUCACCUAACAUCUCAAUCACAGUAAGACUAAGAGAAUUAUCAGCGUUUCUCACAACAAUACAACCGGUAUUCAUGAUGUGUUGGAUGGGAGAUAUGCUUGAUGAAUCGGCGGAGGCGUUAUCUUUUGCAGUAUAUUCUGCACCUUGGUAUUGGUCCACCUCACUUCGCAAAGAUGUUUACAUACUCAUGUGUCAAACUCAAAAACCAAUCUCCGCAGAAACGCUGGGAGCUUAUCCUCUUUGCUUGGCAACUUUCUUACGUUUCAUGAAUGUUGUGCAAUCAUCCGUCAAUGUUUUACGAACGAUUACUUCAAAAUAAUACCCACGAGCACGAAACACUGAAACUACUGAAAGCGAAUGCACAUUGAUCAUCGUUUGCCAACACAUUAACGAAACAUAUUCAUUAUUUAGUAUAAAUAGUCAUUUUUAAAUUUGAAGUAGGUACCUAGUUUAAUUUGUAGAGUUGUCUGAGUCGAUUGAAAGUGAUUCUAAGCCGUUCAACAGCCUCCAGUAACAUUUUAUAAAUUCCAGUUUUACAAAAAACGCCUUAAAAUUGGUUUAAAUUAGCUUUAAGCAUGCAGGCUCGUGAUUAGGUCUUGUUAAACACUUUUUUUCUUACAUUUAGAGUCGAUUGACGGUAGUUUAUAGUCGUUUUGGGGGCUUUAGCGAUUUUUGGAAAAUCCCAGUUUUCCAAAAAAAAAAAAAACGCCAUAAAUUCUUUCCAAAUCGACUUUAACUCGAUAUGCUCUUGAUUGGGCUUGUCAGUGACCCACAUUACAGAUUACCCACCAUAUUUCUCAAAUCAGAUGUGCUAGGUUGAAACCACACACUAAAAUUUCCAAAAUGUCAUUCGAGAAUCCAGAAAGGCUUGAAACCACCUCCGGUCGACUCAGCAUGUUGAAAUUAGAGUAGAUAAUUAACUUGAUUUGGAAAAAAUUUCAACUUUCAAAAAUCUGCUGAUGGCAACAAAAUUUCUCAAAAAGGUUUGAAACCAUUUCUAAUCGAUUCAGCGAGUCUAAAAUUGGAAAUACCAGUGCAAAUUUUAGCUUUCUCGGUCAAUUUGAUAAAAAUUUUAAUUUCUUAUUUCCUAUGUACUUACAUGAAUUUCAAAAAUUCACCAAACGUCAAAUUUUGACUGGUAGAUACGUACAUAGUAUAUUUUUGCAUAGUCUUUCGAUUUAGCUUUGCAGUGUUCACUAUUGUUUUUACCAAUUGCAUUACGUCUCUCUUAGGCAAGUUUUUCAUAAUUUUUAUUAUGUACCUACAUAGUACAUAGUAUCAUUGUUCUUGAAUAACCACAUACGAAAAAAGUACCUAAAAAUGUUAAUUGAAGGAACAUAAAAAUAGCUUUUUUACUAGAAAAUUUCAUGUCAAAUCUAACAAAAAUUGAAGGAUGUGUCUGUGUCAUCGUUUUAUGUUUCCGUUCAUUUUUUAGGUAGGUAGAGGAAAUGGAUGAUUUGCAUUUUUUUUUGCCUGAGAUAUGAGCAUUUUGAAAUUUUAAAAAUUGGAAUUAAUUUGAAAAUUUUAGAUGCGGAUAGCUUAGAUUGUAAUCUAAUUUCUCUAGCCAUGAAAAUUUUUUCUCGCGAUUAGAGCCAUGAAUAACCACGUUUAUCCUUAGAUGCAUAACCAACAUAAUUACGACAGGAAUCCAUCAUGUAUCAAUGCUAAUAAACUUAAUAGUAACAUUAAUUAUUACACCAAGGUACUUAUUGUAAUAUAUGCAGACCCACUUCCUAUAUCUACAUAUUUUUUUGCAACUGUAGCCCUCGAAUAUAGCAAGAUAAAUGCAUAUGAAUACUUGAAUAGGUACCUCUACCAGUCUACCUAUACAACAUAUAAUAUACCACUUUUAAUAAAUUAUUCUCCUAAAUUUAAAUAUUUCAUGAUUUUUACUUACAAUUAAACAUUUAAAAUCCUGAUAACUGCGCAUUAACAAAUGCAUUACACAUAAACAAGGCCAAAGUACUGCUAGUACUGGAAACAACCAUAAGCACCUUACAAACUAGUAUCUGUUCGGAUUCUCUUACUCAGAACAUAUAAUUUUUCGAUAAGACUGAAAAUUAUGAAUGUGUUGAAUGAUAUCGUGAAAAUUGUGAACCAAAUUCGUGGCAAACAGAAUAUCUUUGAAUACAAAUCGACGAUCGCGAAUCAGUUCUAUUUGGUGUAUUGUUUCUUAGGAGAAAUAUACUUCAGCACUACGUUUCAUCGGCACACCAAAAUAUUUUUGUUUUCGUGGCAAAUUUCUGGAUUUUUGGCAGGCUGUAUUCAACCAGUAUCUUAUUUAUUUUAUGGUGGUAACGAAGAUGCAGCUGCGUUCUUAUACACGAUAUUCGUAAUCAUGAUUAUUGUAUUUUGCUACGUUCUAGUACCAUACACCUCAGUGAUUCGCUACCGCAGUGAUUUACUCGAUGCGAUCCAAAUAGCGAAUCAUAUUAUUAUGAAAAGGGAACUGGAUGGCCAUAAAACGGAAAAGGAAUUGAAUUUGGGAAAAUGGAUCAAGCACAUUGUUCUAUACAACUGUUUAACUAUUUCAGUAUAUAGUUUAAUUUGUUGUGUGAGUGUAUCGCUUUUUUAUGAAGAGGAAAAGGUUAAAAACCAUAUUUACUACCACGUUCACCCACCAAGAAUCGAGCAAUACGGAUCGUUGUCAUUUUUCCUGAUCUUUAGCAUUGUGACAAAUUUAGCUGCUACUUCUUUAUUCUUAAUCCUUCCCAUGAUCUCAUUCAUUUUUGCAUUUUGCGGUAUUGUAUUUCACAAUGAAAUACAAAAAAUCAUCGAAGACCUAAAUUCGCUGAGCUCAGAUCCCAUCACAAUUGAGUCAUACAAAAGCAUGCAACCCAAAUUCAAAAACGCUAUCAUCAAAUGUGUCAAGGAUUAUCAACGCGCUAUCAAAAUGAUUGAAUGUUUUCGUGGAUUUUAUGAAUCAUUAGCAGCUUUUAUAUUGCCAUGUAUGCUUUAUAUUCAGGUCGCUCAUGCUUUUUUCUUCGUAUCACCCAAUAUCUCAAUCACAGUGAGAAUGAGAGAACUAUCUGUGUUUCUUAGCACGAUUCAAUGGGUAUUUGUGCUAUGUUGGACGGGAAGCUUGCUGGAUGACUCGGCAGAGGCAUUGAGUUUUGCUGUAUAUUCUACACCGUGGUACUGGUCCACAUUGUUGCGUAAAGAUGUUUACAUACUCCUGCGUCAAACUCAAAGACCAAUCUCUGCAAGAGCGCUGGGAGUUUAUCCUCUUUGCUUGGCAACAUUCUUACAGUUCAUGAAUGUUAUACAAUCGUCCGUCAAUGUUUUACGAAAGAUUACUUCAAAAUAAUACUAUGAAUGCACGCACAUCGCAUAUUGACUAUCGUUUGCCAGCACACUCGAGGAAUAGGUAUAUCAUUUAUGUUUAGCAUAAAUAUAGUAAUUUUUAAAUUUAAAGUAAAAAUGAAAUUGUAUAUUUUAAGUUUCAUUUGUAGAAUUGGGAGCUUAUCCUGUUUGCUUGACAACAUUAUAUGGCUGCAUUUGUAUUUUAUAAAAACUCGAAAGAUUUCAAGACAAAUAGCAUAAAACCUUCAGUGAAUGCGCUUUGAUUGAAUGAUUGUACCUAUAUAACUUGCAUCUAGUCAUUAUGAAUACUCCAAAAUAACGUUGAUGUAUACCUACAACUUAUUAUGAAUGGUAAAAUGAGCACCUUUUUAUCUUAAAAUAUUCAAAUCAGGUCAUUUUAGUAUUUUUUGAAUAUCAUUUCCACGUUCAAAUAGGUUUGUACGUCACUUUCGUUAUAAUAGAUAUUAGAUAUGUAGGUAUAAUAUGCAGAAAAAGCACCAAUAGAUAUACAAACCUGCAUUUACAACGUUAUGAGUAGGAACCUACCUAGUAGCAAUUAGGUACAAUACCUAGAUAUCUAUUCAUACAGACAAAAUUGUAUGAAACUAUUAAUAAUAAUGUGUUAAGCACUAUCGAAACGCAAUCGAGUACGGUUAUUUAUUCACACUUAUCAACUCGUCACCUCAGAUUUGCGAUUCACCGGCUCUAAUGGAUUUGAAAUACCAAAAUUAUUGUAGGAUUAAAUUCCAAGCUACUCGUGGGUAAUUCUCAAAAAAAGGUAAAAAUCGUGUACAUGGCAAAUUUCUCAAAGGUUUUAGCAUGAAAUUUUUUAUUUUAUUUUUUUGGUACAUUCAAGGAUCAUCUCCCACACAUUUCACAUAUGGUAUUCAGAUUUUUAGCCCCUCCUUUCAUUGGUGUACAUUCGAUUUUAUACCCCAAAUGUCCUUCGACUUGGCUGUCACACGCCAUGUUUUUGAAAAUGAAUGUUAUAAAGUGUCAUGAACUUCAUUUUUUUGGGGAAAAAUUGACACAUUCUCAUUAUCAUAGAACACGAAGGUCCAUUAUUGUGCAAAUUGCAAUUGGAAUAAGUCCAUAGGACGCUCACAUUUCACAUUUGAAAACUGUCACACACUUUUUGCGCAAAUUUUAGAGCAAUUUUCAAUUAUUUUUGAUAGCUUCCCAAUCCAACAUUUUUUUCUGGCGAGUGGCUACACUGGUUCACUGUCCUCAUAAAAACGUUACCCCGCAAUGUUAUUUUCAAAACCUACGCAAUGGCUCGUUCUGAUCGUACUUGUCUCUGAAAAUAUGAUAUUUCGCAAAAUCGGUGUCCUUCGGCUUGCCUUUUUAUUUACCCUGAUGAGCCCGCCAAAAACGAUAAUUAAGAAAGGGAAGUUAUUCUACAUGAUAAGUACACGUUUAUUACGUGUUAAAACUCGAAUAAUGUCCAUUAGGUAAGGCUAGAAACGAAAAAACGUUGAGAUUGUCCUUCGGCUUGUCCAGCGCCCAUUUGUCCUUCGACUUGCCCAAAUUUCAGACAGCUGUACUUUUAUCGCGCUAGUCGACAUAUUAUACGAUAAUACGAGCAAAAUUUGGCAUUUUCUCCCUCCCCACACCUCAUCUCUACCCCUACCAAAAAAAUAAGUCCAGAUUCGAACUUUGCGGCCUGAAAAACAUGAAUCGACAUAUUACACGAUAUAAGCAAAAUUUGACAUUUCCCCCUCCCCACGCCUCACCCUCCACCUCUACAUAAAAAAUAACUCCAGAUUCGAAUUCUACGACCUCGAAAAUAUAUCAAUCGACAUAUUACACAUCGAUGAGGGUCGAAUCCUAAUUAUCGCUGUUUUGGGGGGCCGGGGUCCACAGUGGGGGGGGGGAUUGAAUUGAGGCCAAUACUAGAACAGGGAUCUGGGGCACCUAUACAAAUGAUUCCAACUUGAAAUUUUCCAAAAAAAUGAUUUUUAUUUUUCAAAAUUAUGCACAUCAAAAUUGACCUUUUUUUUUGAGAAUUACCCUCGUAUUGAAAUUGCGAUUACUACGGGUUCAGGGGCGAUUUGAAAUUACUGGAGAGACGUCAACUUUUGUUGAAGGCUCCAGAUUGGCUAAAAAAUGAUGGAAAUCGAUUCAAAGAGUCGACUUCAGGAUUUAGUGAAAGUUUUGAGUAAUUUAUAGCAAAAGUUGAUGAUUUCGGAAUUUUUUAAAAAUUUGCGAUAAAAAAGUUAAUACAAAGUAAAAACGAAAUUGUAUAUUUUAAGCUUCGUUUGUAGAGUUGGGAGCUUAUCCUUUUUGCUUCAUAAUACAUAUGAUAGGUAUGGCUGUAAAAUUUGUAUUUUAUAAAAACUUGGGAUAUUUUAAAACAAAAAGCGUAAAACCUAUAGUGAAUGUGCUUUGAUUGAAUGAUUGUACAGUACCUAUAACUUGUAUGUAUAUCUAGCCAUAAGAAUAAUAAUAUGAGCACUUUUUAUCUUAAAAUAUUCAGAUUCAGUCAUUUUAGUAUUUUUUUAAAUACCAUUUUCACGUUUCAAAAACUUCACUUUUAUUACCUAUAAUAGGUAUACCUAGUACGACUUACGAGUAAUAUGCAGAAGAAGCACCAGUAUGCAAACCUGUACUUACAGUGUUAUGAGUACCUAGUAGCAAUUAAAUACAACACCUAGGUACAUAUCUAUUCAUAAAGACGAAAUUGUAUGAAACUAUUAAUAAUAAUGUGUUAAGCACUAUCGAAACACCCGCGCCAUCGAGUAACUUAUUUAUUACACUUUUCAACUCGUCACCUCAGAUUUGCGAUUCACCGGCUCUAAUGGAUUUGGAAUGCCGAAAUUAUUGUAAGAUAAAUUCCAAGCUAUUGAAGUUGAUUACAACGCGUUCAGGGACGAUUUGAAAUUACUGGAGAGAAGUCAACUUCUGCUGAAGGCACCAGAUGGGCUAAAAAAUAGUGGUCAGGGUUUAGUGAAAGUUAUGAGUAAUUUAUAGCAAAAGUUGAUGACUUCGGAAUUUUUCAAAAAUUUGCGAUAAAAAAAGUGGGUAUCUAAGUACCUACACUUUUCAAACGAUGAAAAAAAUUAUUUUUUUCUUCAUUUUUAGUUAACAUUUUCUUGUUUUCUUCGGCAUUUGAAAUUUUCGAACGAAAAAAUUCUGGUAAAAUGAAGAGCGACCACUUUUUGAAAAUGAUCAAAAAACUUAUCUUUUUAAUUUUUAGAAUCUCCGUGCGUAUUUAAAGUUAUUUACGUGUAAUCUAUUUUUAUAAAUUCAAAUGAUCAAAAUAAAGAGAAAAAAUUAUUACGAGAUUCAGUGCGGAGAUCUUCAUUUCAAAUUAAAAGUCGUCCAGAAAAAUUUCAGAUCGAUGCUCCCAUUAUACACAAAUGAAAAUAUUUCAACUGCCCUUCGCUCGAACAAAAUUGUUAUUGUAUAAAAAAAAGUGCUGUUUUGCUUCUUAAAUUAUCUAUUCAACAUUUUCAAAAGCUUUUGUCCUCGCUUUAACCGGGGCCAUGUAUUAUGUAAGCCUAAAAAAUUCAAAAAUCGCGUUUUCUGCCAUUUUCUGGAGUAAAAAUUUUACAAAUUAAUGCAUUACCUAUAUAUUUUUUUGCCAAUAUUAGUAUAAUAUCUACCAUUAUUUCCAGUUUUUGGCUGAAAUUGUCAAAAACUCUCGCUUUUUUAGCUCAAUUCAUUGAAAAUUUCAUUUUUUUUUCAACUUUGAAAAGUUUGACUUUUUUUUAAAGAAUUACACAAAUGUUUCACUGUUUUACCAGAAAUUGGGCCAAGAACCCCUCCUUAUGCCUGCUCUUCACAAAAAUUUGUCUAAGUUUUGCUUUUUCAAAAAUGAACAAAAUUUUCGUUUUUCAGCGAAAUGGCUACAAAGUGUUGGUUUUUUUUUUGUAGAAAAUUCCAAAAAAUUUUGGACAUCAUCAGAGAUUGCGGGAAAAAGUUGUUUUUUGGCACAUGAUUACUUUUUAUAAAAUGAGAUAAUUUUUGCUAAAGUUUUCAAAGUGCUGCUUUUUGACUUAAAUUCUCGUUAAGUAAGUAUUUUACAAAAUUGCCAAUAAUUUCCAAAAAAUCACGUUUGUGUUUUUUUUUUCUUAAACUUCAAUCCUUCAUGACCCUAAAUCGUGAAAAUUCCAGAUAAAUCGACAGUUUUUUCUAUUUCACAUGCAUUUUUUAAAAAAAACACCUCUCACUUUACUUAUGAGUGGUUUCAACAUGUUUUGAUAAAAGUGUUUGCUACAGAACUUCAAGUUGAACCCCGCGAGUUGUGACCAGGUGAAUAUGUCGAUAAAGGUUGUUGCUUCGACACCCCCUAGUUGGCACAACCAGAAAAUUGAUAUUUGUUAGCAUGAGGUCACAAUUUUACAAUUACCCCGUUUUUGCAAUUACCCCACUCUACCUUACAGGUAAUUACGACAAAAAUAAACGAUAACAAUAUUUACGCGAAUUUUGCUUAUUUUUUAACAUGUAUUAUGUGUCCCUUUUUGAGCUCGAGUAUGUGGUGUAGAUUUAUCGAUUAAUUGUGCAUUUUCGAGUGAUUAUUGUAUCUGUGUGAUAUAACCUUUUAAUACAUUUGUUUACAUGUAAUUGUGUUCUCUCUUUGUUAAUUUAUUAUUGAUUGUCGUGGGUAAUACUGGUAUCGUAUAAGUGAAAUGUAAUUAGCUGGGAUAAGUACCUAAUAAUUGCCAACCUGCUUAUCGAGUAUACCUCCUACGUAAUAAUAAUAUUUUAUCAUAGUUACUCCAUAUACUUGUAAAGUUUGAAUAUUGAUGACUUUAACAUAGGUAUACCUAUUAUUAAAAAUUUAAAAUCCUGUAAUUGCAUGUUAAAAAAGACAUUACAAUAAUAAUAGGUGCGUGUAACUUACAAAGUAUCUACCCCCUGGAAGGUACUGAGAAGGGUCAUCCCUAACAAAAAUCAGUAUUCAUUCAAAUUUACAACCUAUAGGUACAUACUAAUCCGACGAUUGAAAAUUAUGAAUGUGUUGAAAGAUAUCGUGAAAAUUUUGAACCAAGUUCGUGGCAAAGAGAAUAUCUUCGGAUACAAAUCGACGAUCGCGAAUCAGUUCUAUUUGGUGUAUUGUUUCUUGGGAGAAGUAUACUUCAGCACUACGUUUCACCGGCACACCAAAAUAUUUUUGUUUUCAUGGCAAAUUUCUGGAUUUUUGGCAGGCUGUAUUCAACCAGUAUCCUAUUUAUUUUAUGGUGGUAACGAAGAUGCAGCUGCGUUCAUAUAUACGAUAUUCAUAAUCAUGAUUAUUGUCUUUUGCUACGUUCUAGUACCAUACACCUCAGUGAUUCGCUACCGCAGUGAUUUACUCGAUGCGAUCCAAAUAGCGGAUCAUAUUAUUAUGAAAAGGAAACUGGAUGACCAUAAAACGGAAAAGGAAUUGAAUUUGGGAAAAGGGAUCAAGCUUAUUGUUCUACACAACUGUUUAACUAUUGCAGUAUAUAGUUUAAUUUGUUGUGUGAGUGUAUUGCUUUUUUAUGAAGAGGAAAAGGUUAAAAACCAUAUUUACUACCACGUUCACCCACCGAGAAUCGAGCAAUACGGAUCGUUGUCAUUUUUCCUGAUCUUUAGCAUUGGGACAAAUUUAGCUUCUAUUUUAUUAUACUUAAUCCUUCCCAUGAUCUCAUUCAUUUUUACAUUUUGCGGUAUUCUAUUUCACAAUGAAAUACAAAAAAUCAUCGAAGACCUAAAUUCGCUGAGCUCAGAUCCCAUCACAAUUGAAUCAUACAAAAGCAUGCAACCCAAAUUCAAAAACGCUAUCAUCAAAUGUGACAAGGAUUAUCAACGCGCUAUCAAAAUGAUUGAACGUUUUCGUGGAUUUUAUGAAGCAUUAGCAGAUUUUAUAUUGCCAUGUAUGCUUUAUAUUCAGGUCGCUCAUGCUUUUUUCUUCAUAUCACCCAAUAUCUCAAUCACAGUGAGAAUGAGAGAACUAUCUGUGUUUCUUAGCACGAUUCAAUGGGUAUUUGUGCUAUGUUGGACGGGAGACAUAAUAGACGACUCGGCAGCGGCAUUGAGUUUUGCUGUAUAUUCUACACCGUGGUAUUGGUGCACAUCAAUGCGUAAAGAUGUUUACAUACUCCUGUGUCAAACUCAAAGACCAAUCUCUGCAAGAGCGCUGGGAGUUUAUCCUCUUUGCUUGAUAACAUUCUUACGGUUCAUGAAUGUUAUACAAUCGUCCGUUAAUAUUCUACGAACGAUUACUUCAAAAUAAGAUAAAGUCAUCAUGGACUCAGUUCGUUCUACACAUAGGUUAUUAUAAAUACAUAAAUUAUAGGCCUGUAUGGCUGCAAAGUGCAGAAUGUGAAUUUUAUGAUGAAAACUCAGAAUUGGUACUCGAAAACAAAAAAGUGAUUGAUAGGUAUCAACUUUUAAGUAUCUAACAAUAAGCUUGCUCUAGGAAGUAGGAACACAUCAAUUUAAUGGUCGAACGAGCACUUUCUAAUUUAACCUAAUGAAAUAAUCUGGAUACGAUAUGUAUUUUUUGUAUCACAUUUUCGAGUUUCACAAACGUCACAUGGGCUAUAAUAAAUAAUGUGCAGAAGGAGCACCAGGACGCAAAAUUAUGCUUACGUAAGCAUUAUGUGUUGUAGCAACAUUAUGUACCUAUAAGUAUACUUAACACAUAAUACAUUUUAUAAAGACGAAAUUUGUUUGAAACAUAUGCAUCAUAUAAACGAUCGUGUUAAGCAUUAUCGACACGCCAAGGUA
Planococcus citri (citrus mealybug) is the source of this 15561-nucleotide messenger RNA. RefSeq names its product odorant receptor 10a-like. Bases 7625 to 8869 code for a protein of 414 amino acids. Gene Ontology annotation, cellular component: plasma membrane. The record is from RefSeq and is a predicted model, not a curated record. Lineage: Eukaryota; Metazoa; Arthropoda; Insecta; Hemiptera; Pseudococcidae. Gene Ontology annotation, biological process: sensory perception of smell; detection of chemical stimulus involved in sensory perception of smell. The transcript has 11 exons. Gene Ontology annotation, molecular function: olfactory receptor activity; odorant binding.